Messenger RNA from Ctenopharyngodon idella (grass carp), 1723 nucleotides. It is a transcript of the gene dpm3, whose product is annotated as dolichyl-phosphate mannosyltransferase subunit 3, regulatory. Lineage: Eukaryota; Metazoa; Chordata; Actinopteri; Cypriniformes; Xenocyprididae. The record is from RefSeq and is a predicted model, not a curated record. Gene Ontology annotation, cellular component: dolichol-phosphate-mannose synthase complex; endoplasmic reticulum membrane. Gene Ontology annotation, biological process: GPI anchor biosynthetic process. The coding region runs from base 128 to 466 and encodes 112 amino acids. The transcript has 2 exons.
CUUUCUCUCUCUCUCAUAAACACACUUAUCUGCAAUUGUUCCCUUUAAAUCAUAUUUUGUCUGCCCCAUCUAAGCAGCUCACAUUGGAGCCAUGGAGUGUCCACAGUGCUCUCCUUUCAAACCCUAAAUGAAGGUGGAUUCUUCAGCUAUAAUUUUGCCCUCCACCUGUCCCACAAUCCUCCGAACCAUGACCAAGCUUCUGGAGUGGCUUCUUGGAGUGUCACUGAUUGGCAUUUCAUGGGGACUCGUUACCUUUGACCUUCUUGAUUUGCAGCUGCCUCCCCAGUAUAAAGAGAUGGCGUGGCCGAUGCCUGUAUAUCUGCUGGUGGCGUUUGGGUGUUACUCUUUGGCAACUGUCGGUUACCGUGUGGCCACAUUUAAUGACUGUGAGGACGCAGCCAAAGAGCUGCAAGCGCAAAUAAAGGAAGCCAAAGAGGACUUGAAGAAGAAGGGACUGAAGAUGUGAAAAUUAAAUGCAGCUACUGUUUUUUCUUCAUAUACAAAUGUUUAGUCUAAUUGUUUCUGUUUACUUUGUGCCCAACAUUUCCCCUACAUUGACACUAGGCUAGUUCUAUGGAUGUCUGCACUAUAAUAUGCACUCAAAGAUGCCCAGCUUGGUUCAAGUCUUUAUUUCAACAUGAUGUAAAUGAUGGUUUGAAGUAUAAACACCUGCACACCUGUGAAUGAUCUAUUUCCAGCUUCAGGACAGGUUUAUUUAAAACAUUACAGGCACAUUCAUGUAUUGUCAAUGGAGAGCAGUGCCAUUUUUGUGAAACAUCUAGUCCAGAGAUUGUGUAUUUGCAUUGGCCGGGGAAUGAAUACGUCUUUUUUUGACCCUGAUGAUUUUAGUGGAGUCAGAAUUCUGAGUCAUAUUUAGAAACAAACCCACUAUGUUGACUCACAAUUGCGCAAGGGUAGCAUUUCAGUAAAUCAAAAUAUGUGGAAUAGAAUUGUGAUUUAAAAUGUAAAAUUGAUUGUUUUGAGGCUCACACACUGUUUUCCCUUUUACCUUAAAUUAGGGUUCUAACUAAGCAAAUUUGUAAUUGAAAUCCAAGUAAUUUAAAGGAUUAGUUCACUUUAAAAUGAAAAUUACCCCAAGCUUUACUCAUCCUCAAGCCAUCCUAAUGUAUAUGACUUUCUUCUUUCUGAUGAACACAUUUGGAGUUAUAUUAAUAAAUAUCCUGACGCAUCCAAGAUUUAUAAUGGCAGUGAACGGGACCAAGAAAGUGCAUCCAUCCAUCAUAAACGUACUCCACACGGCUCCGGGGGGUUAGUAAAGGCCUUCUGAAGCAAAGCGAUGAGAGAAAAAUAUCCAUAUUUAACAAGUUAUGAAUUAAAAUAUCUAACUUCCACCAGACCGCCUUCCGUAUUCAACUUAGGAAAAAAAUUUAACUGACGUGUUGCGCUUUUUUUGUAAGUUGAAUACACACCAUAUACACCUAGUAUGGCUUGAGGGUGAGUAAAGCUUGGGGUAAUUUUCAUUUUAAAGUGAACUAAUCCUUUAAAGCACAGUUUGGGUCAAACCAUUUAUUUAUGUGGUCCAUAAUAAAAGAAAUGACCUACAUGUGUAUGUAUUGAAAAUAAUGCACAGAUGAAAACUUACUCAAAAGACAUUCCACAUGACAAAAAUGUAUGUUUGAUACAAAAUAGAGACUGAUUCAUUCUCAACUGUGUUUAAUUCAUGUUUUACUGAGCUUCUCAUUAAAGUUGGCAUGAAACAGAA